UUGUUUAUUAGGCUUAAGGAAAUAUGCAAAUGGGUUUUAAACCCUAGGCCCAUUUCGAAGCAAAGCCUUAAUUUUUUUCUAGAGUUGAAGCAACGCCUUAUAUUGGGCGUUAGGGUUUCUGCAACUCCAGAAAAUAACAUCACUGCGCGGCGCUAGCUCACCAUCAUUCUGCAGCCAUGGUUCUCAAGACGGAGCUUUGCCGUUUUAGCGGUGCCAAGAUCUAUCCUGGAAGGGGCAUCAGGUUUAUCCGCUCCGACUCUCAGGUUUUUCUGUUUGUUAACUCAAAAUGCAAGAGGUACUUCCACAAUCGCCUCAGGCCUGCGAAGCUCACAUGGACUGCUAUGUACCGUAAACAACAUAAGAAGGAUGUCGCUGCUGAAGCUGUCAAGAAGAGGCGUCGCACCAACAAGAAGCCCUACUCGAGGUCCAUUGUUGGUGCCACCUUAGAAGUCAUUCAGAAGAAACGAGCCGAGAAGCCAGAGGUCCGUGAUGCUGCCCGUGAAGCUGCUCUACGUGAAAUCAAGGAGAGAAUCAAGAAAUCUAAAGACGAGAAGAAGGCGAAGAAGGCAGAAGUCAUGUCCAAGCAAAAGACUUCCGGCAAGACCAACGUACCCAAGGGAGCAGCACCCAAGGGUCCCAAGAUCGGAGGAGGCGGCGGCAAGCGCUGAAAUUUCCAUCGUUGCUUCUAUAUAUUCAAUUGCUUUUUGUUUGCUGAUUUUGGUUUGCAGCUCAAAUUAUUCUCACUUGUAAGGCUAUUAGACUCUUUUCAUUAGUAAAAAUAGCGUUCGUUUUCUCAA
Molecule: messenger RNA, 797 nt
Organism: Salvia miltiorrhiza (redroot sage)
Lineage: Eukaryota; Viridiplantae; Streptophyta; Magnoliopsida; Lamiales; Lamiaceae
Product: 60S ribosomal protein L24
Exons: 5
Coding region: 177-668 (163 amino acids)
Biological process (GO): cytoplasmic translation
Cellular component (GO): cytosolic large ribosomal subunit
Molecular function (GO): structural constituent of ribosome; mRNA binding
Source: RefSeq, a predicted model, not a curated record